Molecule: messenger RNA, 1392 nt
Organism: Lagenorhynchus albirostris (white-beaked dolphin)
Lineage: Eukaryota; Metazoa; Chordata; Mammalia; Artiodactyla; Delphinidae
Gene: TSLIG2
Product: chromosome 13 C2orf49 homolog
Exons: 5
Coding region: 222-929 (235 amino acids)
Biological process (GO): embryonic morphogenesis
Cellular component (GO): tRNA-splicing ligase complex
Source: RefSeq, a predicted model, not a curated record
AUCGUUUCCUCGGCAGAAAGACCUUUCACUUCUUUCGCCCCCGGGGGUAUUCCCCGGCGAGACCCCAUUCGGCGCCCCAGCCGACCCUGAGAGGCGGAACGGGACGAGCGGCGCAGCCAGAGUGACGGCACACCCGAGGCCGCCGCGCCGGACGGGACGUCACUUCCGGGACGCUUCCUCGCGGGGCCUUGUGGGUAGCCGGCCGGGGUCUCCUGGCGACGAUGAUGGCGGGGGAUGUGGGCGGUCGCAGCUGCCCCGAUUCGGAGCUGUUGCUGCACCCGGAGCUGCUGUCCCAGGAGUUCCUUCUUCUCACCUUGGAGCAGAAGAACAUAACUGUUGAAAAUGACAUGAGAGUAAACAAAGACAGUCUGACCGAUCUUUAUGUUCAGCAUGCAAUACCACUGCCUCAGAGAGAUUUGCCAAAGAAUAGAUGGGGGAAGGUGAUGGAAAAGAAAAGAGACCAACAUGAGAUAAAAAAUGAGACGAAAAGGAGUAGCACUGCAGACGGGUUUCGGAAAAGACCCCUCAUCGUGUUUGACGGGAGUUCAACAAGUACAAGCAUAAAAGUGAAGAAGACGGAGAACGGAGACAAUGACCGACUCAAGUCCCGGCCUCAGGCCGGUGCUACCAGUAAUGCCUUUCGAAAAUUGUCAGAUUCCUCUUCAGGUGUUUCACCCCUAAUUUUGUCUUCCAAUUUGCCUACGAACAAUAGAAUGGAACACAGUAAUAAUGACACUAAACAGAACCAUGACUUAACGCAUAGGAAAAGUCCUUCCGGCCCUGUGAAGUCGCCGCCUCUGUCGCCUGUAGGCAGUACUCCGGUGAAGUUAAAGCGCGCUGCUCCCAGGGAGGAGGCCGAGGCCGAGGCCGCGAAUAACCUGAAGCCCCCAGAAGCAAAGAGGAAGAUACAGCAUGUUACAUGGCCGUGAAGGAAAGUUUCCAAAAACGUGUGAUGCCAUUUCAGUCGACACCCACCCAGCCCGCCAGAGUGAUGAGUGGCACCCGCAGGAAAGUGUUAUUCGUCCUCAGAACCUGAAUGCUGCAUCACCACUUCACACACUGCGCCUGGCAAAAGAUUUGGCUCUGGGUAACUUUAUUGUAAGCCAUAUAAUCUUGCUUCGGGCCCUGCACGACAGGAAGUUACACUGUUGUAAAUACCAACUCUUCAUUACCGUACGUAGCUUGGAAAUGUUCAAGUUCGUGACACAUUAAUUGCACUUAAAAAUUAAAUAUGCAGUGAAAGAAAAGCGUUUAUAAAGGUAUCACUCAAAAGGAUUUUUACACUUUGAUUGGCCUCGCCUGAUUACAGAAACUCAAAACCCUCUUCCCGCCUCAGGCUUCCAUGGCUUUUCUCCUUCUCUAACAGAAUGAGCGCAAAGGGUAGAUGAAGGG